CAGUAGUUGUUAGGUGUGUUGAGCGUUCUUUCGUUUUCGUUUUCGGCGCUUCAUAACAUCAUUCUUUUGAAAUUUUAUCGAAACGUUCAAAGGACUAUCUACUUUUGGUWCUGCRUCGGKUCAACAGAUAACACAGACGUUUAUUAGGCCRACUGGAGAYUGCAGACUCGAAAGAUUCAAGCAACCAUGGAGGACAAAAGAAGAGGAGAAGGAAUUGAGUGUCAAAAAUUAGCGAAUUCCUUCAAUUCAUCAGGAGAAUAUGACAAAGCAAUUGAAUGUCUGGAAAAGAGCCUUGACAUUUUUAAAGAGAUUUUUGACAAAGAGUCAGAAGGAAUCAGUUACGGCGAGUUAGGAAAUACCUAUCAAUCGCUAGGAGACUUUCCCACAGCAAUUCAGUAUCAUGAAAAGAGCCUUACCAUUGCUCAAGAGCUUGCCGACAGGGCUGGACAAGUAGCCUGUUAUGUGGAYCUGGGAAAUGACUAUGGAUCAAUAGGAGACUUUCACAAAGUAAUUGAAUACAGUGAAAUGGCCAUUGCCAUUGCUAAAGAGAUUGGUUGUAGAAAGUCUGAGGGAAUUGCSUAUGGGAACUUAGCAAAUGGCUAUAUGUCAUUAGGAGAAUAUCGCAARGCAAUUGAAUACAUAGAAGARAGCCUUUCCAUUGCGCAAGAGACUGGUAACAGGAGGGGAGAAGGAAAYACAUUGGAAUGCAUGGGAAAUACCUAUCACUUAUUAGGAGAAAAUCUCAAGGCAAUUGAGUACUAUGAAAAAAGCCUUAGMAUUGCUAAAGAGGUUUUUAACAGGGAUGGAGAAGCAAGCAAUUACGGAAGAUUGGGAAAUAUGUAUCACUCAAUGGAAGAAUAUCGCAAGUCAAUUGARUACUAUGAAAACGGGCUUAGUAUUGCUGAAGAAAUUGGUCGCAAAGAUAUAGAGGGAGGCAUUUAUGGAAACUUAGGAACAGCGUAUGAAUCAAUAGGAAAUUAUCACAAGGCAAUUGAAUGCAGUGAAAARGGCAUUUGCAUUUCAAGAGAAGUUGGUAACAAAGCAGCAGARGGACGCAUCUACGAACACUUGGGACUUGCUCAUGCCUCAUUAGAAGAAUAUCACAAAGCAAUGRAAUGUCAAGAGAAGGCCCUUAGCAUUGCUAGAGAGAUUGAAGACCGAAUUGGUGAAUCAGCUUCCCAAUGUAACAUCGGAGUUCUCUUCAGUUCUGAAUGCAGCUUGAAAAACCUCGGGAAAGCUGAAGAAAACUUUCAAAGCGGAAUUGAAUGCAGUGAAAAGCUAUUUGAUGAGUUAAAAGAAAAAGACCAAUUCAAGAUAUCAUUCGUUGAUACCUAUGUUAAGAACUACAAACUUCUUAGCAAAGUUCAACUCGAGACAAAACAGCAAGAAAAGGCUUUGCUGACAUGUGAACGUGGACGAGCCCGUGCUUUAAGAGAUCUCUUGAGCUUGAAAUACAACACAAAUGAAAAACCUCCUUCAAAGCAAAUUGAAUCACUGAAACUUGAUGAUGUCAAGAUAAUUUCGUCAAGAUGUGAUGCCUGCAUUCUUUUCUAUGAUAUUGAUCCUAAUAAACUGACUGCUCGUUUGUGGGUUGUAUCUUCACAAUCCAAUUCAAUCGACGUGUAUGAUGAAAUGGCCGAGCAUGAAGCCUUAGAAAAAAUCGUAUCUAAUCUGMCUAAAGACGARACGCAGAACAUCAAGAACGGAUAUUUCCACCAUCUUGUUGACAACAGCUACCAUCAUAUGAAUAUUAGAGACGCAGUGAAGUGUGAGGACCGGUCGCUGGAAUCACUACAGUGUGAGGAAGACAUGGGCCCUGCACCUUCUUACACCUCAUCAGAACCCAAUGAAACUUCUAGGAGUGUUUUCAGAGAACUUACAAGAUGGGUAGUAGACGUGGACGAAGAUSAUGACAUGUCCUUGGAAGUGCUGUUUCAGCGAUUAGUUACCCCAAAACUGGACAAGUUGACCACAGAUGAGAUUGUCAUUAUUCCUGAUGGCCCUUUGUUCAUGGUACCAUUCGCUGCUCUACGARAUCCARAAACGGGURAAUAUYUAWGUGAAACCAAACGUCUYCGYUUGGCYCCUUCUCUGACGACUUUGAAAAUUCUACAAGAAUCUUCAGAUGAUCGCCACUACAAGUCAGGAGCACUGAUUAUUGGAGAUCCUGCUGUCGGAGAAGUCAUGUAUAGAGGGAAUAUAAAGAGAGAUAUUCAUCCAUUGCCCGGUGCAAGAGAUGAAGCAACAGAAAUAGGAAAACUACUCGGAGUUGAGCCAUUGCUAGGAGAAAAAGCAUCAAAAGAAGCAGUCUUAUGUAAACUACAGCAUGGUGUGUCCGUCAUCCACUUUGCUGCUCACGGUAGUUCACAAAAUGGGCAGAUUUUCCUGGCCCCUUCUCAUCUCUUGACAAUGAAAGACGCACAAGAAAGUGGAAUUCGUGCUCAACUUGUUGUACUGAGCUGCUGCCACAGUGGUCGAGGAGACAUCAAGUCCGAGGGAGUCGUUGGAAUGACUCGAGCUUUCCUCGCUGCAGGAGCCCGUGCCGUUGUGGCGUCAUUGUGGGCCAUUGAUGAUUUAGCAACGAAGGAAUUCAUGCUCAAAUUCUACUCGUACCUGAAGAAUGGAGAGAGUGCCAGUAGGAGUCUACAGCAAGCAAUGAAAGAGAUGAGAGAAACAGAGAUUUACAAGGAUCCAAAGUACUGGGCUGCCUUCUUUCUCAUUGGUGAUGACGUCACUAUCAUUGUGUAAUCCUUUUUUUAGUCUAAGUAGGGUUUUUACUGAGUGAAGGAAUGUAUUACACACAUUCAAGGUUAAGACUAUGUAAAGAAGUCGAAACAAGAGUAUAAUAAUCUAAUUGGUACACACAUGACAGAUCGAGCGUGGCUAUCUGUCGAUCAUACACACACAAGGGAUGUUAUAUCGUUAUAAACCGUUAGAGCAGAAGUCCGAGUCAUUGUUUGAAAAUAAGUGAUAAUUUGAUUAAUUAAAGUUAAA
Molecule: messenger RNA, 2994 nt
Organism: Exaiptasia diaphana
Lineage: Eukaryota; Metazoa; Cnidaria; Anthozoa; Actiniaria; Aiptasiidae
Product: tetratricopeptide repeat protein 28
Exons: 5
Coding region: 187-2748 (853 amino acids)
Molecular function (GO): protein binding
Source: RefSeq, a predicted model, not a curated record